Molecule: messenger RNA, 1425 nt
Organism: Purpureocillium takamizusanense
Lineage: Eukaryota; Fungi; Ascomycota; Sordariomycetes; Hypocreales; Ophiocordycipitaceae
Gene: FMO1
Product: monooxygenase
Exons: 1
Coding region: 1-1425 (474 amino acids)
Molecular function (GO): flavin adenine dinucleotide binding; N,N-dimethylaniline monooxygenase activity; NADP binding
Source: RefSeq, a predicted model, not a curated record
AUGGGCUCGCUCUCCUCUCCAAAGUUCCAGGUGAACAAGAUCGCCAUUAUUGGCGCCGGUCCCGGCGGCCUCGCGGCGGCCAAGUAUCUGCGGGCGCAAGGCACAUUUCCCCUCAUCACCAUAUUUGAGCAGCAGGAUGAGGUCGGCGGCGUCUGGAACUACAGCAAGGUAUCCGGCGGGCCGUAUCCUGCGCCGCAGAGAGACCCGUUCUUCCCGCCAGAUGAGCCGCUUCGGACGCCGUCCCAUGCCGCGCCCAUCUUUCCUUCUCCCAUGUACGACAAGCUCCACUCCAACCUUCCUGGGACCUUGAUGAAUUUCUCCGAUCAAAGCUUCCGCCAAGACUCUUGGGUAUUCCCUAGCCGCGAGGACGUCCAGGAGUACCUGAUCAAGUACGCCGAGGAUGUCCGGCACCUGAUACAUUUCUGUGUUCAGGUGACCAAGGUGUCGCACAAGCUUGUCGAUGAGCGCGAUCAGUGGAUGAUAGAGGCUCGUUCGACGAUGAGCGGACAGGCCAUAGACCAUGUUUUCGAUGCCGUGGUCGUGGCGAAUGGCCACUACUCCGUCCCCUUCAUCCCGGGAAUGGCCAAUAUGCCCCAAUUUCAAGAGACAUACCCGUCCAUCAUCACACACUCCAAGCAGUAUCGGGCCGCGAGCGAGUUCAAGGACAAAAAAGUCAUCAUUAUUGGCAAUGGGCCCUCCGGUAUCGACAUUGCCCUGCAGAUCAAUCGGGUCUCCAAAGGCAAGGCUCUCCUAUCUGUCCGAACGCCCACACCACCGGCAAAGCUGGAACACACCGGUUGCGAAGAGGUGCAAGAGAUUAUCGAGUUUCUCGUGGAUCAGCGAGGGGUUUGCUUCAAGGGUGGACGGGUGGAAACGGAUAUCGACGCCAUUGUCUUUUGCACUGGAUUCCUCUGCAGCUAUCCCUUCUUGACGGACCUACAGCACAAGCUCAUCACCAACGGACAGGGGGUCCAUGGACUCUACAAGCACGUUUUCCACAUUCACCACCCCACUCUUGUCUUCCCCGCCCUCAACAUGAAGUCGGUGCCGUGGCCGCUGGCCGAGGCGCAGGCGGCCGUGUUCUCGGCCGUGUGGUCCAACAGCCUGCCGCUGCCUUCCGUUGAGGUGAUGGAGGAUUGGAGCCGGAAGCUGGAGGAGCGGGAGGGUGAAGCCUUGCACGUAUUUCCGCGUCUUGGCGACGGGCUCUAUGUAAACGAGUUGCACGACUGGGUCAAGCAGGCCGGGCGGGCGGGCAAAGAGCCGCCGCGGUGGGAUGACCGGAUGUUCUGGCAAAGGAGUAUAUUCCUCGAGGCCAAGCUGCGGUUCGAGAAGCAAGGCUGCAAAGCGACAACGCUGGAGGAGCUCGGCCUGUGUUAUGACCCUGAUUGGAACAAGCAGGCCGUUGAAGACUCGCAGGGGCCUUGA